Dacryopinax primogenitus is the source of this 885-nucleotide messenger RNA. Its product is annotated as S-adenosyl-L-methionine-dependent methyltransferase. The record is from RefSeq and is a predicted model, not a curated record. Gene Ontology annotation, molecular function: methyltransferase activity. The transcript has 4 exons. Bases 1 to 885 code for a protein of 294 amino acids. NCBI's taxonomy places the organism in Eukaryota, Fungi, Basidiomycota, Dacrymycetes, Dacrymycetales, Dacrymycetaceae.
AUGGUAAUUACCGUGACGACUACUGCUCUUGCUCCUGCUGAGAGGUAUUACACGGCGCACACAUACCUCCUGCCUUCGGACGAGGAAGAACGACUGAGGCAAGGGGUCUGGCAGCUGUACAGACAGCAUAAAAUGCUGAAAACUGAUCUUGCAUGGGAAAGCAUUCCUUCUGAUCUUCACCUUAAGACUGGCGACAAGAUACUCGAUGCUGGCACUGGGUCGGGUACUUGGGCCAUCGACAUGGCAAACUCCGUUCCUGAGGGGGUGGAAAUUACAGGUAUCGACAUCGAAAAAAAGCUCUUUCCUUCCCCGGUGCCGAAUGCGCGGUUCCUCGUUCAAUCGAGCCUGGACCUUCCCAAGGAGUGGUCCUCGACAUUCUCCCUGAUCCAUCAACGAUUGAUGGUAUGCGCGUUUACAGAGGAUGCCUGGAAUACCAAUAUUGCUGGUUUUUAUCGCUGCCUGAAACCUGGCGGCCAGAUUCAAUUACUCGAGAUUGACAUAUUGCGAGUCAUGUCCGACCACCUGCCUACACCCCCAUUGACGACACAAUGGAUGAAAGCUCUUCAUGCACUAUGCAAGGCGAGAAAUAUUGGGCCGCAUGCUAUCGUGGAUGUACCCGAUAUCCUCAAGAAGGUCGGAUUCGAGGAUACUCAAACCCGGAAGCAGCCCAUGUAUCAAAAUGGCGAAGCAGGGAAAGCGGCGAGGUAUGCCUCCUUGGGAUCACAGCGUGCACUGAAAGUCCCUUUCCUGAAAGCAGGAGGGUUUGGUAUCGCCCAGACUCCUGCGGAAUUCGAUACCUUCAUGGAUCAGAUGGAGGAAGAGUGGGCAACAUAUGAGUUCGCGUGGUUAUGGAUUGGCUGGACCGCCAAGAAGCCCGUGUACUAG